Messenger RNA from Rhododendron vialii, 1221 nucleotides. RefSeq names its product G-type lectin S-receptor-like serine/threonine-protein kinase At4g27290. The record is from RefSeq and is a predicted model, not a curated record. Gene Ontology annotation, biological process: recognition of pollen. Lineage: Eukaryota; Viridiplantae; Streptophyta; Magnoliopsida; Ericales; Ericaceae. The transcript is spliced from 2 exons. Bases 1 to 1221 code for a protein of 406 amino acids.
AUGGUCCUUCCCCUCAUUCUCCUCUCCCUCUUCACCUCUCUCUCCCUCUUCACCGAAUUCACCGCCGCGCUCGACGUGCUAUCUCCGAACCAGACACUCGCGGACGCUGCCGGCGGAACGCUGGUUUCCGCGGAUGAAUCCUUCGAGUUAGGCUUCUUCCCUCCACCCAACUCUGGAAACCGUUACGUCGGAAUAUGGUUCAAGCAAGUCUCACUACAAACGCCCAUUUGGGUAGCAAACAAAGACAACCCAGUAACAGAUACGUCUGGUGUCCUCACAAUAAGCCCCCCUGGCAACAUAAUCAUCACUUCCAACCAAACAAAUCUCAUUUGGUCCUCAAACUCAACAAUGUUAUCAGCCAGUCCUGUUUUGCAACUCCUAGACAUUGGAAACCUUGUUGUGGUCAAUAGCAAUACAGGGAGUUAUUUAUGGCAAAGCUUCGAUCACCCGCGCGAUACGUUAGUACCCGGGAUGAAACUGGGAUGGGAUAUUUCCAAAAACCAAGAGUGGUACUUAACGUCGUGGAAUAGUUUGCAAGAUCCAUCCACGGGCGAUUAUACGUACAGGGUUGACCCCCGGGGUCUCCCCCAAUUAGUACUUCGCCGAGGAUCAACGAUCUCUUACCGAAGUGGACCAUGGGAUGGGGUUCGCUUCGGUGGAGGUCUUCCACUAACUCCAAUGAAAGAGAACACUGUCUUCAGUCCUAAUUUCGUAUACAACACAACUUUUGUCUACUACUCGUUUGUUAACAUUGAUGAUACUAUCAUUUCAAGGUUUGUGGUGAACCAAACAGGAUUAAUUGAGCACCUCACAUGGAACCAGGGAAGCGGCGAGUGGGUAGAUAUAGCAACCCUGCAAGCGGAUUCAUGCGAUUUGCAACAUAAACGAAAUACCAAUUUGUCAUUGCAUGGAUGGACAGAGUUGAAUUGUACGGUGGCCACGGGGUUUAGGAGGUUUUCCAGGCUGAAAUUGCCGGACACGUCCUACUUUUUGGGGAAUAGGACAGAGAUAAGUCGGGUGGAUUGCGAAGAGGCUUGUUUGAAGAAUUGUUCUUGUUUGGGUUUUGCUCAAACUGAUAUUAGUGGGUGUGUGGUUUGGUCUGGGGAGUUGCUUGAUAUGAGACAAUAUCAUGAAGGCGGACAGGAUUUGUACGUUCGGCUGGCUGCUUUUGAGCUCGGUAAGUUCUUCACAAUGAGCAGUGUUACAGACAUAGAUGUUUGA